AUGGGCAUUUUGGUGAAUGGAAUGGCUAGAAAAAAUUACAAUACCACAUUUAUUGGGUUCGCCGUUUUAAUUGGCCUAACUAUAUUAAUUUAUUUGAGAAUUGGGAAAAGUCAUAUUUCGUCAUUUUGCUCGAAUAAUACUCCAAUUAAUAGGAAAAGCUCAUUUUAUGAGACGUUGCAAAGAUAUGCGAUUUUGUAUUCGAAAAGUGUCACUGAUAAUAUUUUGGAGAAGGCGAAUGGCAAUGAGAACGCUGUAUUCUAUAAAUCUCUGAAACCAGAAGCGCAUUGUCCGCUGAAAACGCAAAUUGGAGGCAAUGAUGAUGGCAGUAAAUUAGUGUGUAAUCCGAAGAAUAUCAAUGAUGGAUGCACGAUAAUCUCUCUCGGUUUGAGCAAUCAAAUAAUGUUUGAUGAGGAAAUUCAAGCAAUCACAUCAUAUAAAUGUAAAAUAAUUGGAGUCGAUAAGGAUGAGCAGAAUUCGGAAACCCAGAAAACCUACAAAAGUAUCAACGGCAAGUUGGUGACAAUGAAAAUAUCGGCGGAAGAAGGAAUCGAAAGUGUUCUCGAAGACGGCAAAACCGCCGAAAUGCUCAAAAUCGAUAUCGAAGGCGCCGAGUUUCAGGCGCUCAUUCCAUUUUUGGAGAAAGUCCGUGUAUGCCAGAUAUUCAUUGAAAUUCACGGAACCCCGAAAAUGCAUCUCAAUUUGAUGCAGAAAAUUGCAAAAAACGGCUACCGCCUAUUCUCAAUUGAUGAGAAUAAAUAUUGUCCGAGUUGUUGUGAAUAUAGCUAUAUUCAUGAGGAUUGUAUGGAUCAAUACGAGGUGAUUCCGUUGGCUCAAAUGAUACCCCAAUCCAAUUAA
Caenorhabditis bovis is the source of this 855-nucleotide messenger RNA. The record is from the annotation of a GenBank genome assembly. Lineage: Eukaryota; Metazoa; Nematoda; Chromadorea; Rhabditida; Rhabditidae.